Messenger RNA from Monomorium pharaonis (pharaoh ant), 3320 nucleotides. RefSeq names its product protein asteroid (gene ast). NCBI's taxonomy places the organism in Eukaryota, Metazoa, Arthropoda, Insecta, Hymenoptera, Formicidae. Bases 862 to 3177 code for a protein of 771 amino acids. The record is from RefSeq and is a predicted model, not a curated record. The transcript is spliced from 2 exons.
ACGAUUAUGUACAUCUGCAUAAAACAGAUUUAAAAUAUGAAUGUAUAUAAUUGUAAAAUUUAUGAGUAUAGCAUGAAACAGAACCAAAUAAACGUGGAUAUAGCAUAGAACUAGGUCUGUGUAACAUGUAGCUACGGAACAUCAUAUGAUCGAUACCUUGUAGGAGGCUUGAAAGCCCGUUCUACAUUAAUCGCAAGCAGUCAGUUGCGACUUGCGACAGCCAAUGACUGUCGAACUUUAACUAGACGCUCAUUGACUGUCGCAAGUCGCAACUGACUGCUUGCGAUUAAUGUAAAACGGGCUUAAUGUGAUCGAAUAAAAUGGCACACAGCAGACACAGCCUUGUAAGUUUAUAACUUUUUGUUGACGUGUCAUAUAUCUGCAUCAGAUCAGACACAUUAAACCAAAAAAAAAAAAAAAAAAACUCUUUAUUGUGUCUAAAUAGCCAGAAAUAGGCUGAGGGCAUACUAAAUACUCAAGUAAAUAUCCUUCCAGAAAAAAUUAUAACUCGUUACUGUAAUACAGUGAAAAGUAUCAGAUAUCCAUUAACAUGUAACACGGUAAACUUACAAAAAAAAAUUACAACUUGUUAUUUAUUCCAAUAUGUCGUAUAGUCGUACUAUUACUCGUAAAAGUGACACCUAAUAACAAAUUUAGGAGAUAUUAAAACAAGUAAAAAAAGCAUACUUACUGGAAGUGAUGACUACGUAUAAUUUGACAGAGAUAAAAACAUUAAAAAUGAACACAUUGAUAUAUUAUUUGAGGUUAAAUUCAAACACAAAAUAAAUACAACAAACUCUCGUCGACAUCGAAUAAGUCUUUUAAGUUUUUUACUUUUCCUGGAGACUAUUGACUUAGAGAAUGGGAAUUCCUGGUUUGACAACAUUCAUAGCGAAUGAUUCCGAUCGUUAUCUCGAAUAUUACGCAUUACAUGACAGUUAUUUAGUGAUCGACGGCAACUGCGUGUGUUGUCAAUUGUACACCUGGUACGCGAAAUGCAACUGCGUAUUCGGUGGCGAUUACGACAAGUACGCGCAAUGCGUGAGGAAUUUCUUCGACCAACUGUUAAGAUGCAAUGUCACCCCGCUCGUCCUGAUCGAUGGUGGUUCCGAGGCCAAGAAACUGAAGACAAUUAUAUCACGAACCAAACAGAAGAUCGAAAUUGCGUCAAAUUACACUGUAUUGUCCCAGCAGCGGAGCAAGUUUCUUCCUCUGCUUAUGCGGGAAGUCUUCAAAGACGUGAUGAACGAGAGGGGCAUUAGGUACGCGCAGUGCAUAUUCGAGGCUGACAACACCAUCGCUGCGAUAGCGCGUCUUCUUAAUUGUCCGGUAUUGAGCUACGACUCUGACUUCUACAUUUACGGAUCAUUAUACAUACCAUUCAAUUCACUGGAAACCGACGUGGUGCCCAAUCCGAUGGGUACCGGCUACAUGAAACGCUGCAAAAUUUAUUAUGUCGAGAAACUCUUUCGCGUUUACCACGGACUGAGUCAGUCCUUAUUGCCCCUAGCAGCGGUGCUGUUGGGAAACGAUUACGUGAAGCAGCACACAUUCAAAAACUUCUUCCGUCAUCUACCACGGACGUUGGGUAGAAGGAGGUACAGCAAUGAACAGCAACGGCGUAUAGACGCCACGUUUCACUGGCUACGAAGACGUAGUCUGAAUGAAGCUGUGAUAGGGAUAUUGAGUAGAUUACGGAAACGUGAGCGCAAACACGUGUUGCAUACAAUAGAAAUGAUAAUCAAUGGCUACAUUAACGCGCCACUUGGUGUGCUGCACACGCUGGGUUUUUCCGCGGAGACCUUUUCAAGAGCGAGCGUGCAAAACGUCUUCAAUAAGAUUUACAAGUUUGAGGGUGAUAUAUACAAUUUGACGUACAUAGACGAGAGGGCAAACGAAACGGAACCGAGCGACGAGGAGCAGGAAACGGAGGACAGAGAAGUGGCAAGUAUACUCGAAGAAAGGGAGUUGAUUUCUAACGAGUCUCUUGUCAACAAUUUACCUGAGUGGUUUAUCAAUGAGUUCAAACAGAGUAGAUUUCCAUCCUACUUCAUAGAUUUAAUAAUAAGGAAGCUGUACAUUUGUCCUACACAAAUUGAAGACCCGCUCUACGUCUCGUCUAUCGUUGUAAGUUUACAAAUUAUAAGCGUUAUCUACGGAUUAUUGGUGUCAGGCAUUCCAAUAGGAAGAAAGUCCGACAUGGAAUACAUAACUAGGGAUGAGAAUAAGAAGCUGAAGCGUUAUCAAUUGGAGUACAGUGACAAUAUACUUGGUUGUAAAUUACCAUCUCUACCUGACCUGAGAGAAAUACCUCAUGUCAUUAAAAAGGAAAUCCUGAACACUACUUUAACCAUCUCCGAUGUGAGUUACAUAAACGAGAUCCCAUCAAAUUGGAUGUUGUACAUUGCCACCAUGAAGUAUUGGAUAAACCAACAACAGGAGCCAUCUAAAUUCAGUUGCCACGUGUACUCCUUAUUGUUUACUAUGUUAUUUCAUAUAAUAGAUUACAAUAUAGGCUUCUAUAGAACUUUAACCAAAUUUCAUCAAAGAUUUAAUAAAACCGUGGACAAUAUCAGACGUGAAAGAAGAGCGAAACAUUAUCAAUCGCAGUAUUCAGUCAAUGCUACACUCACAGACGCAAUUUACGAGAUUAAUGCGGACGACUGCUUGAUUGCGGCUGCGUUCUUCGUGUCCAACUUUGAAAUAGAUCAAAAACUAUAUUCGCAACCUAAAAAAUUUAAUAUUACAAUUGUUCAUGGUUUUGCAGAGUUUCAAAAUUGCUUAAGGCACAGUAUGAACUUAAACGCAUUAUUGGGAUAUCCAUACGAACAAACUAAAGUCGCUAGUGUAUUCAAUGGUACAUUAUUAUACAAUCUAUAUACUAAUUUUAAAAAACGUGACGACAUUGAAGUAUAUAUUAAUUUAGUUUUGCAAGAUUCCCCAAGCUUGUUGCGUUUAUUUAACAUACUUCUAUUAAAAGUUAAACCUCUGCUAAAUGCUGCAUUGGAGAAGAAAGUUAAUAAAUGUAAGAAGCGAAACACAAAAAGAUAUGAAAGGAAAGGACAUAUUGAACAGGAAGAAAAUUGUGAGGAAGAAGAGGCAUGCGAAAACAUGAGCGAAGAAUUCUUCUAUGAUGUAAAUAAUUCUUUUUCCGUACUUGGUACCACACAAAAUUAGGCUUCUUAUUGUACCUAAUUAAACUACGUACAACAGCAUCUUUACAAUUCAUAUGUUUGUAUAUUAAUUGUAUUUAUGUAUUAAUUUCUUUAUGUAUAUAAAGAAUUUCUAUUUUAUAAGACUAUCAAAUGUAUCUAAAAAGA